AAGACAGUGCUGUUUCAUAGAAGUCUCCUAGAACUGAGUGAGAGAGAGAAAGAAAGAAAGCGCGCACUCUGGCUCCGGUGCAGAGAGCGUGCGCCCUGCCCCUGCGCCGCUGCCGGGUGGAUAGGGUCUCCAUGACAACUGGCCCGGCCGGCCCGCAGCGCUCCGCUCACUUGGCUGGAAGGAGCCCCGCGAAAGGUCAGAGGAAGGAGCUGUGGGAAGCUCGCGGCAGGUAUCGGGCUUAAGCCAGUAGAUGUGGGGGCCCUGGGCUCUCUGACGGGCUGUGGAGUGAGCCAGACUCUGCCGAGAAUGGAGUGGGCAGGAAAGCACCGGGACUUUCAGGGCUCUGGGUUUGCAGAGAGCCGAAAUGACCAUGACUGCCAACAAGAAUUCCAGCAUCACUCAUGGAGCCGGAGGCACUAAGGCCCCUCGGGAGACUCUGAGCAGGUCUCAGUCAGUCUCUCCACCUCCAGUUCUGUCCCCCCCGAGGAGUCCCAUCUACCCCCUCAGUGAUAGUGAAGCCUCAGCCUGCAGGUACCCCAGCCACUCCAGCUCCCGAGUGCUCCUCAAGGACUGGCGUUCCCGUGAUCUUUCACCCCCAAAUCCUCACGAUCCCUCCCCAGAUACAUCACCACCCAUCUGUCCCCUCAAGGCCACCAGCUUUGGUUAUUUGGACAGAAGCCCUUCAGUGUGCAAGAGAGAGGACCAGAACGAAAAUGUCCAGGGUGCAGCUCAGGAUGUAGACGGAGUAGCCGCUGGCCUCCCCCUUGCCCAGAGCACCCCGCUCCUCGGGCCAGUGGCUGGUCUGCGCAGUGUUUUGCUGACCUGCUCUGGUACCCGUGCCCACAGCCUGGGCAUCCGAGAGAAGAUUUCAGCAUGGGAAGGUCGCCGAGAGACUUCACCCAAGAUGAGCCUGUGUGGAGAGAAGCGGGAGGGCUCUGGGGUGGAGCGUGCCAUCAGUGAGGGCUGCCCCAGCGUGGGCUGCCCCAGCGUGGUGCCAUCCCCCUGCAGCUCAGACAAGACCUUUGAUUUCAAGGGCCUCCGGAGGAUGAGCAGGACCUUCUCUGAGUGUUCCUACCCUGAGACCGAGGAGGAGGGAGAGGCACUUCCUGUCCGGGACUCUUUCUACCGGCUAGAGAGGCGGUCAGGCCGGGGUGAGCCCAGUGCCUUCCUCAGGGGGCAUAGCAGCAGGAAAGAGAGCUCAGCAGUGCUGAGCCGGAUCCAGAAAAUUGAACAGGCCCUGAAGGAGCAACCAGGGGGUGGCCUCCCCCAGCUACCCAGUAGCUGCUACAGUGUAGACCAUGGGAGAAGGAAGACUGGCGUCUUGGGCACCGUGGAGGAGCCAGCAGGCAGUAUGGGUGUGAGCGCUGGCAGCCGGGCCGUAGGAGUUGCUGGCCGUGGAGGGGAGGCAGGCCUGUCCCUGGAGAGGGAAGGCAGUGGCCCCAUGAAGCCAGGGUCCCCCGGAAACAGUGCUAGCUCCCAGCUGCUGCUGUCCAAGGGCUCCCCUGAUCCCGCUGUGAAUCCUGUUCCCAAACCCAAGCGUACCUUUGAAUAUGAGGCUGACAAGAACCCCAAGAGUAAGCCAAGCAAUGGUCUACCUCCUUCGCCCACACCUGCUGCUCCACCCCCCUUGCCCUCAACCCCGGCCCCACCAGUCACCCGGAGACUCAAGAAGGACAUACGUGGUCACCGCAAGUCCCAGAGCAGAAAAUCCUUUGAGUUUGAGGAUGCGUCCAGUCUCCAGUCCCUGUACCCCUCUUCUCCCACUGAGAAUGGUACUGAGAGCCAACCCAAGUUUGGAUCCAAAAGCACUUUAGAAGAGAAUGCCUACGAAGACAUUGUGGGAGAGCUGCCCAAGGAGAAUCCAUAUGAGGAUGUGGACUUAAAGAGCCGAAGAGCCGGACGUAAACCUCCUCAGCUGUCUGAGAACUCCUUGGAUUCUCUGCACAGGAUGUGGAGUCCUCAGGACCGGAAGUACAACAACCCCCCUAUGCAGCUUUCCCUGAAACCCAGCAGCCAGACCCUACGCGGUGGGAACUGGUCUGAAAGGAAGAGCCACCGGCUGCCACGUCUGCCCAAGAGGCACAGCCAUGAUGACAUGCUGCUGCUGGCCCAGCUGAGUCUGCCGUCUUCACCCUCCAGCCUCAACGAGGACAGCCUCAGCACUGCAAGUGAGCUGCUGUCCAGCCGCCGGGCCCGCCGCGUUCCCAAGCUUGUCCAAAGAAUUAACUCCAUCUACAAUGCCAAGAGGGGAAAGAAGAGAUUAAAAAAGCUGUCUAUGUCCAGCCUUGAGACAGCAUCCCUGAGAGAUGAGAACAGUGAGAGUGAGAGCGACUCUGAUGACAGGUUCAAAGCUCACACACAGCGCCUGGUCCACAUCCAAUCCAUGCUGAAGCGCGCGCCCAGCUACCGGACCCUGGAGCUGGAGUUGCUUGAGUGGCAGGAACGGGAACUCUUUGAAUACUUUGUGGUGGUGUCCCUCAAGAAGAAGCCGUCCCGCAACACCUACCUCCCCGAAGUCUCCUACCAGUUCCCCAAGCUGGACCGACCCACCAAGCAGAUGCGUGAGGCAGAGGAGCGGCUCAAAGCCAUUCCCCAGUUUUGCUUUCCAGAUGCCAAAGACUGGCUCCCUGUGUCAGAGUACAGCAGUGAGACCUUCUCUUUCAUGCUGACGGGGGAAGAUGGCAGCAGACGCUUUGGCUACUGCCGGCGCCUACUGCCAAGUGGGAAAGGGCCUCGGUUGCCAGAGGUGUACUGUGUCAUCAGCCGCCUGGGCUGCUUCGGCUUGUUUUCCAAGGUCCUAGACGAGGUGGAGCGCCGGCGUGGGAUCUCUGCCGCACUGGUCUAUCCCUUCAUGAGGAGUCUCAUGGAGUCCCCCUUCCCUGCCCCCGGGAAGACCAUCAAGGUGAAGACGUUCUUGCCAGGUGCUGGCAACGAGGUAUUAGAGCUGCGGCGGCCCAUGGACUCCCGGCUGGAGCAUGUGGACUUUGAGUGCCUCUUUACCUGCCUCAGUGUACGCCAGCUCAUCCGGAUCUUUGCCUCCCUGCUGCUGGAGCGUCGGGUCAUUUUUGUAGCAGAUAAGCUGAGCACUCUGUCCAGCUGUUCCCACGCGGUGGUGGCCUUGCUCUACCCCUUCUCCUGGCAGCACACCUUCAUUCCUGUCCUCCCGGCCUCCAUGAUUGACAUCGUGUGCUGUCCCACCCCUUUUCUGGUCGGCCUGCUCUCCAGCUCCCUCCCCAAACUGAAGGAGCUUCCUGUGGAGGAGGCGCUGAUGGUAAACCUGGGAUCUGACCGAUUCAUCCGACAGAUGGACGAUGAGGACACCUUGUUACCUAGGAAGUUACAAGCAGCUCUGGAGCAUGCUCUAGAGAGGAAGAAUGAACUGAUCUCCCAGGAUUCUGACAGUGACUCCGAUGAUGAAUGUAAUACUCUCAACGGGCUAGUGUCCGAGGUGUUUAUUCGGUUCUUUGUGGAGACUGUUGGGCACUACUCCCUCUUCCUGACCCAGGGUGAAAAGGGGGAGAGGGCCUUCCAACGAGAGGCCUUUCGGAAGUCUGUCGCCUCCAAAAGCAUCCGCCGUUUUCUUGAAGUCUUUAUGGAGUCUCAGAUGUUCACUGGCUUCAUCCAAGACAGGGAGCUAAGAAAGUGUCGGGCAAAGGGCCUCUUUGAGCAGCGAGUGGAACAGUAUUUAGAGGAGCUCCCUGACACUGAGCAGAGUGGAAUGAAUAAGUUUCUCCGAGGCUUAGGAAACAAGAUGAAGUUCCUCCAUAAGAAGAAUUAAACCCCUUUUCCAGUAGUGCGGAGUCCAGUGCCUUGCAGAGCCUGGAGCCUGGGGAGAGGGUCCA
This is a messenger RNA of Octodon degus (degu), 3842 nucleotides long. RefSeq names its product suppression of tumorigenicity 5 (gene Dennd2b). The record is from RefSeq and is a predicted model, not a curated record. Bases 365 to 3778 code for a protein of 1137 amino acids. Gene Ontology annotation, biological process: positive regulation of ERK1 and ERK2 cascade. The transcript has 20 exons. NCBI's taxonomy places the organism in Eukaryota, Metazoa, Chordata, Mammalia, Rodentia, Octodontidae.